Molecule: messenger RNA, 1805 nt
Organism: Mirounga angustirostris (Northern elephant seal)
Lineage: Eukaryota; Metazoa; Chordata; Mammalia; Carnivora; Phocidae
Gene: FBXW9
Product: F-box and WD repeat domain containing 9
Exons: 9
Coding region: 1-1425 (474 amino acids)
Molecular function (GO): protein binding
Source: RefSeq, a predicted model, not a curated record
AUGGAGCUGCCCCCAGGGCCGCGCGACGAUCCCCGCGCCUGGGAAGAUGACUCGGACCCGGAGUCGGAGCCCGACCCGGACGCGCAGGCCGAGGCUUACGUGGCCCGCGUACUCAGUCCGCCGAAAGUCGGGCAGCCGCCCCCACGCGCCCCUUUGCUGUCCGCGCCCAUCGCAUCCCCUGGCGCCUUGGAGCCGCGGGCGGCGUCCAAGGGUGCGCCCGUGGGGGUCCCGGGACUGCUGAGCCUUCCUCCGGAGCUGCUGCUCGAGAUCUGCGCCUACCUAGACGCGCGCCUGGUGCUCCACGUCCUGCCGCGCGUGUGCCACACGCUGCGGGACCUCGUGCGUGACCAUGUCACCUGGAGGCUACGCGCGCAGCGCCGCGUACGCGCGCCCUACCCAGUGGUGGAAGAGGAGGACUUUGACUGGCCGACAGCCUGCAUUGAGCUGGAGCAACACCUGUCGCGCUGGGCGGAGGAUGGGCGCUGGGCUGAGUACUUCUGCUUGGCUGAUGGGCACUUCGCUUCCAUUGACUCGGUGCUGCUGCUCCAGGGUGGAGCGCUUUGUCUGUCAGGCUCCCGAGAUCGCAACGUCAACCUGUGGGAUCUGCGGCAGCUGGGGGUGGAGUCCAGCCAGGUUCUAGUCAAGGCCCUGGGCACCGAGAAGAACAGCACCCACAAGGGCUGGGUGUGGUCGCUGGCAGCGCUGGACCACCGCGUGUGCUCUGGUUCCUGGGACAGCACGGUGAAGCUCUGGGACAUGGCGGCCGAUGGACAGCAGUUCGGCGAGAUAAAGGGCAAGGCAGCUGUGCUGUGCUUGUCCUACCGGCCUGACAUCCUGGUGACUGGCACCUAUGACAAGAAGGUGACCGUCUACGACCCCAGAGUCGGCCCGGCUCUGCUGAAGAGCCGGCGGCUGCACUCCAGUGCGGUGCUGGCGCUGCUGGCGGACGACCGGCACAUCAUCUCGGGCAGCGAGGACCACACGCUCGUGGUGUUCGACCGCCGGGCCAACAGCGUCCUGCAGCGGCUGCAGCUGGACUCCUACCUGCUCUGCAUGUCCUACCAGGAGCCCCAGCUCUGGGCUGGUGACAACCAGGGCCUGCUGCAUGUCUUCGCCAACCACAACGGCCGCUUCCAGCUUGUCCGGGUCCGCCAGGGAGCUUGCCCCUGCCCCACCGUCCCUGGGCCUCCUCCCUACCUCCUGACGCCCUGGGUGGCUGGCGGGUGGACCCUGGGCGAGCCCUUACCUGAGUGUCCCGUCCUUCCUUUCUGCAGUCUUUUGACGUGGGCCACAGGUCUCAGAUUACAGGGAUCAAACACUCGCUGGGGGCCUUGUACACCACGUCCACCGACAAGACCAUCCGGGUGCAUGUGCCCACGGAUCCGCCGAGGACCAUCUGCACCCGAAGCCACAACAAUGUGCUGAAUGGGAUCUGCGCGGAGGGCAACCUGGUGGUCGCCGCCUCCGGGGGCCUAUCGCUGGAGGUCUGGAGGCUGCAGGCCUGAGCGGACAGACGCCGACAUGGAGGGGGAUCUGCCGGCCCACAGGCUGGGCCGUGGCCUCUGUUCUCGGGGGACCUUCCCCGCAUGCUGGUGCUGCCUCUGCCCUGUCCUGAAGCCCUGAGGCACAAGGAGUCUGGGCCAUGGUGAGCUGUGCCCCGUGGGCUGUGCCCCGCGCCAGGGAAGUGGUGGUGUUCAGGCCCACCCAGGGGACUGCUCCCCUCCCUGGGGCCCCGUUUUUGCUAGGAUUUGGAUACCCGCUUUCCCUUGAGAGCAAAGGAGAAAUAAACCUGAUGUACUGGUGUC